This is a messenger RNA of Hyphopichia burtonii NRRL Y-1933, 348 nucleotides long. RefSeq lists its product as uncharacterized. The transcript has a single exon. The record is from RefSeq and is a predicted model, not a curated record. The annotation marks the transcript as partial. NCBI's taxonomy places the organism in Eukaryota, Fungi, Ascomycota, Pichiomycetes, Serinales, Debaryomycetaceae.
ACUAUACCAAUCUCUUUAAGAUUUGGAGACGCAGGGUUUCAAUUCCCAGAUUUGGUGGAAGCGUCACAGAUCCAAGUUGACUUUGAUAUCCAAGAACGAAUGAAGGGCAAAUUUUUCCCAAAGAUAAAGCUAGUCAACGACUUAAUACCAAAUAGAAAUAUCAGUAUUGAAUAUGAAAAAGAUGAUAAAUAUGUGGUGGAAUUACUUCUAUCUGACGAGAAUUCGGUUAUCGUAGAUGAAGCAGCCUAUAAAGCAUUUGCUCUUUAUACUAUGCGUGCUGUUCAUGCCAAUGAUUUACCAUUUUAUAUUGCCCAAAUUAUCAACUAUAAUUUAUUAGCACCGGAUAUG